Drosophila novamexicana is the source of this 2308-nucleotide messenger RNA. RefSeq names its product neuropeptide CCHamide-1 receptor. Gene Ontology annotation, molecular function: G protein-coupled peptide receptor activity. Gene Ontology annotation, biological process: G protein-coupled receptor signaling pathway. The transcript has 8 exons. The coding region runs from base 115 to 1566 and encodes 483 amino acids. Gene Ontology annotation, cellular component: membrane. The record is from RefSeq and is a predicted model, not a curated record. NCBI's taxonomy places the organism in Eukaryota, Metazoa, Arthropoda, Insecta, Diptera, Drosophilidae.
GCAGCAGGAAGCAAAAAGUGCGCAAAUUAAAUUAAUAGUUUACGCUUAAACAGUUUUCGUGCAUUGCGAUAGCAUAAUUGAAAUCGAGAGCCAGCCAAAAAGCAAUCUCUGGCCAUGAUGACCAGUGUACUCAGCGACAUAAGCACCAUCGCCAUGGACAUGGAGCUGGGUUCAGGUUCCGGCUCCGGGUCGGAGUCGCCUCUGUCGCCAUUGAAUGCAACCCGCGCCCUGUGGGAGCUGGCCAUGACAACGACGGCCGAGACGCCGCUCUUUGAUGAGAACGGCAGCUUGGUGCCCGUCACCGAGAUACCCUAUGUACCCUACGGUCGGCGACUGGAAACCUACAUAGUGCCCAUAUUGUUCGCCAUUAUCUUCGUGGUGGGCGUGCUCGGCAAUGGCACCCUGAUUGUGGUCUUCUUGAGCGUGCGACAGAUGCGAAAUGUGCCAAACACCUACAUCCUUUCCUUGGCGCUGGCCGAUUUGCUGGUCAUAUUGACUACCGUGCCGCUGGUCUCGACGGUUUAUGCCGUCGAGUAUUGGCCCUGGGGCAGUUUUCUGUGCAGCGUUUCGGAGUUCAUGAAGGAUGUCUCCAUUGGCGUAUCGGUCUUCACACUGACGGCUCUCUCCAGUGAUCGCUACUUUGCCAUUGUCGACCCGUUGCGCAAGUUCCAUGCACAUGGCGGUGGACGUCGCGCCACUCGCAUGACUCUGGCCAUUGCCGUGUCCAUCUGGCUGCUGGCCAUAAUCUGCGGCUUGCCGGCGCUGAUUGGCAGCAAUUUAAAGCCAGUUGGCAUCAAUCAGGAGAAAUCGAUUGUCAUCUGUUAUCCGUACCCCGAAGCGUGGGGCGACAACUAUGCCAAGCUGAUGGUAAUGCUGCACUUUUUGGUCUACUAUGCCAUACCCCUGGUCAUCAUAGCCGCCUUCUAUGUCAUGAUUGCGCUACACCUGAUGUACUCGGCGAGUGUGCCGGGCGAGAUGCAGGGCGCUGUCCGACAGGUUCGAGCCCGUCGCAAAGUCGCCGUCACGGUGUUGGCAUUCGUUGUCAUCUUUGGUAUUUGCUUUCUGCCCUAUCACGUCUUCUUUCUAUGGUUCUACUACUGGCCCACAGCACAGCAGGAUUACAACAUGUUCUGGCAUGUCCUUCGCAUCGUCGGCUUUUGCAUGUCCUUUGCCAACAGCUGUGCCAAUCCGGUCGCUCUCUACUUUGUGAGCGGGGCGUUUCGCAAGCAUUUCAAUAGAUACCUUUUCUGUCGAGGCAUCAGCGGACGUCGCAAGAAGCGCAACCAGCACAACGACACCUUCUGCAUGCACCGGAACACCUCGCUGACCAGCACAGCCUCGAAGCGUUUCCAGUCCCGGCACUCCUGCUACCAGAGCACAGUGCGCAGCUGCCGGCUGCAGGAGACAACGAUUACCACGCUGCCCAACGGCGGCCUAAACGGAGUGCCCAGCACAGCCGUUACCCAUAAUGAAGCUCCCGGCUAUGAAUUUACACCACUCAGCGAUUUCGGUCCGCUCAAGGCGUCACAGCUGGCACAGCGGCUGCAGGAGUCUCCAUUAAACUGAGCAGCUAGAGUCGCUGACGUUCCAAACGGAGAUUACAGGAAGUAUCUAGUAGCAGAAAUGUCAACUAAGUUUUACAUAAUUGAAUAUGUUCCGAAAUGCGCUUCUAUUUCACAAAUUCACAUUCUGUAAAAACUCGUUGAGAAUUUUAAGCAGCACAUCAAGCAAAACCAAAGGCAUUUACUCUGCGCUAUUCUCCACAUUAGCAGAAACUCUGCCUAGGCUAUUCGGUAAUCUAAAUUUCAAGAUGUUAGGAUUUGUUUAAAAAAAAAACACUUGACCAAGUUUUUUCUUUGAAGUUCAUUCUUUAAUGCAACGAAAUGCAAACAAAUUGUAGUUGGUACUCAACAUUUCACUUGACCUUUUCAAUUUAAGAGCUCCCCGAGGAGUGGGCUUGAGGAACUUGCCCAAAUUGCUUGGUGAAUUGAGUGCAGAAAAUGAUUUACGGAACAUCUUGGCGUUAAUAUAAAGUUUAUGACUUUUAGUUCCUAGGCUUGUACAUAUACAAAAGAAUUUAAUGUGUUUUUCAUGUCUAGUCGUAAUCGUAAGCGGCAACUGUGUCUGUUUCAUACUAAAGUAUUGCAGCCGUUGCACGGCUUUAAGCUAACAAAAAAUUUAAAUCAAGUAUUUACAAUAAGAUUUAUGGCUAAGACUUAACGUCGUGUUUCACAUGCACGACAAGAACGCACUUAGUAAAUUAAAUGCUAACUUCAAUUGUCCUCUUGUAUAUAUUUUAAGCAAUUAA